Molecule: messenger RNA, 600 nt
Organism: Mollisia scopiformis
Lineage: Eukaryota; Fungi; Ascomycota; Leotiomycetes; Helotiales; Mollisiaceae
Exons: 1
Coding region: 20-550 (176 amino acids)
Source: RefSeq, a predicted model, not a curated record
CCACAGUUUUCACCUCACCAUGUCUCCCUCAAGAGGAUCCUCUUCACCUGCCGCAGCGACUGCGGAUCUAGAAUCAUCUUCCGAAGCCUCAACCCAAGCACGCGCCCAAGUCCGCUCCUCCUCCGCCCUCGCAUCAGCGAAAACAAACCUCGGAUACCUUUUCGCGCCCGACAAUCCCAAUUCUCCACGUCCCGCACAUCGACGGACUCGCGCUCUGCUUCGCUCGUUGCGCUACAUUGGUAUAUUUGUCUUCUGGCGGGUGGUGAGAUAUGCGAAGUAUGCGUUGGUAGGAAGUCUUGUGGCUGCGGUUGGAGCGACGGCUUUUGGAGGGUUCGUGAGUGGCGUGGGAUGGAUUCUGGCUCCUCCUACGUUGGUGGGGAGUUUGGGAUUGGGUGCUGUGUGGGCCAUGGGGAAAUGGGGAUUUAGGAAGAUGAGGGUUGGUGAGAAGGUUGGUGGGGCGGCGGAGUAUGAGAUCAAAGAAGCGCGAGAAGGAGUGAGACAAGAUGGGCAGUGGAGAGAUAUACAAGGGCCCAGAGCAGUACCAUGGUGAUGGUCUGAUAGAUUAUAGAUUUCUAGAAGCUUUCAAUACCAAAAUCUGGA